Poeciliopsis prolifica (blackstripe livebearer) is the source of this 945-nucleotide messenger RNA. Its product is annotated as trace amine-associated receptor 1-like. The transcript has a single exon. Bases 1 to 945 code for a protein of 314 amino acids. Gene Ontology annotation, cellular component: membrane. Gene Ontology annotation, molecular function: trace-amine receptor activity. Lineage: Eukaryota; Metazoa; Chordata; Actinopteri; Cyprinodontiformes; Poeciliidae. Gene Ontology annotation, biological process: G protein-coupled receptor signaling pathway. The record is from RefSeq and is a predicted model, not a curated record.
AUGAUUGAUGAUCAGCGUGUCUGUAAUGAGUCAGCAGAUCUACAUGGACAGACAGCGAUGUCUUAUGCUUUAAAUGUUGUCGCUGUUUCUUUGUCAAUUCUGAUAAUAUGUGGAAAUCUUCUUGUCAUCAUCUCUGUCGUUUACUUCAAGCAGCUCCACACUCCAACAAACUACCUCAUCCUCUCUCUGGCUGUGACUGACCUGCUUCUUGGCAGUUUAGUUUUACCUUUCAGCACCAUAUUGUCUCUGAGCUCAUGCUCCAAUUCAAGUUAUUUGUUGUGUAAAAUAAGAGAUAUGUUUGAUAUAUUACUAUGUACAUCAUCCAUUUUAAACUUGUGCUGUAUAUCCAUCGACAGAUAUUAUUCAGUGUGUCAUCCACUAGCAUAUAGAAGUAAAAUGAAUGUUUGUGUAAUUCUGACCAUGAUCCUGGUGAGCUGGACUCUUUCAGCUCUACUGGCGAUAAGCAUCACAGUCCGUGGGAUCGGUAAAGUGAAUCCCACCUGGAGGUGCAAGAUAUUUAUAGCUACAAAGGAAUCAAGCCCCGGACCAAUUUUUACAUUUUACAUGCCAACUGUGAUAAUUUUAUCAAUCUAUCUUAAGAUUUUCAUGGUGGCAAAGAAGCAGGCAAGACAAAUCCAGAACACUAUGAAGUCUGAAGCAGCUCUCAGUAAGAUGGAGAAAAAGGCCAACAAAACUCUGGCUAUAGUGAUGGGAGUCUUCCUCAUAUGUUGGACUCCUUACUUUCUAUUCAAAGGUUUUUACAGUUUGGGAAUAGUCACAAUACCAGUUUCAGCCAUUGAAGGAUUUAAAUGGUUAGGAUGGUCCAAUUCUAUGUUAAAUCCUCUGGUUUAUGCUUUUUUCUACAGGUGGUUCAGACGAGCUUUUACUAUGAUCAUUUCUGGUCAAAUAUUUCAGGGAGAUUUUUCUAAUACAAAAUUGUUGUGA